This is a messenger RNA of Pseudomyrmex gracilis, 2724 nucleotides long. Its product is annotated as SEC14 domain and spectrin repeat-containing protein 1-B. The transcript has 14 exons. NCBI's taxonomy places the organism in Eukaryota, Metazoa, Arthropoda, Insecta, Hymenoptera, Formicidae. The record is from RefSeq and is a predicted model, not a curated record. The coding region runs from base 497 to 2635 and encodes 712 amino acids.
GCGCGCGCUGCACCCACCGCGUCCGUGCGGGUCCCGCGCAUAGAUGCACGUGUGCGACUAUUUUUCUUCCGUCAUCUAACACGGAAACACGUGCGAUCAAGUUGGAUCUCACAACGGGGCGCGACAGCUCACCCGUCGCUCACGUGGACACGCAGGUGUAAUUCUCGAAGUCGAAACAGCUGUUCCAUGAUGUUCUCCACAUUUCCGCUAUGCAUUCGAAAUGCACAUUAGGCUGCGAACUGCAUAUGCGCGAUGUUCCGUUGUGACGCUCCGCGAGUGUUUCGAAAAUUUUGACUCGACGUGAAUGGAGAUUGUUAUUUUAGAGCAUUUUUCUUGCGCAAAAAUGGAGAAUAGAACUGCGUGAUUAGAAUUCUUUUGCUGGUCAUGGUUUAUUACUGCGUAAAAUGAUAUAGUUGCCAACAGCAAUAAUUAUAACUUACAUUAACAAUUGUACAGAAGAUUAUCUGUGUAAAACAAUUUUUUUUAAGUUAUAGAAAUGUCAAUAAAGAAUUUGAAAGCGGUGGAUAUCCUGGAAGUUCUAGAGUCAAAGCUCGCGUAUAUUCCAGGCGGUCGUGAUCGCGACGGACGUCCUUUGAUAGUAAUUAAUGUUCCACCAGAACUCGAUCCGUCAACAAAACCGAAAUUAGAAUCCGUUAUUUCGUAUUUUAUGUCUAUUUUCAGCGAGGAAACGAAAGAGAACGGAUUGGUACUAAUUGUGGACGCGCGUAGCGGUGCAUGGCGCGUAGCUAGGUCCUGUAUUAGAUUGGCCACGAAUUUGAUCGGAACGAAAAUCGUUUCUGUGAUCGUCGUACGACCCGAUGGUUUCUGGGAUAAACGCGUCGACAGCUGCACCAAGUCGCACAAAGAAGGCGAACCAAUAUAUGUCACCCUAACAAGACUGCAUGUUUAUAUCGAUUUUUCUCAAUUGCCGUAUGAGUUCGCAGGUAACAAACCAUACAAUCACGUUGAAUGGAUUAGGAAACGUAUGAAAAUAGAAGAGUAUUCGAGGGAUGCUUCAGAGCUCGUGUCAAAGAUGACGAGUUUGCAUCAAAGACUAAAUACUCUCGAUGGCAUUCGCAUGACAGAGUCCGACGAUGAUGUGGAAUCAUAUUGGGAAAUCGGCAUAAAAUUGGUGUCAACGGCACGCCAUAUACUUCAAUCAGGUAGAAAUUUAGUGAGUUGUAUGAGUAGAGACACUUCGAAAGAUACUUUGGACACCGUGAAAGAAAUUCACAAACUGCUCGAUUCUAUUGAACUAAAACAGAUGGAUAUUGAAAAUUCGUGGAUGGAAAUGGAAAGAAAUUUGGAUACCGCGAGAGUAAUCGAGGAUCUGGAGCAAGGUGUGUCGAGUGUCACCGAUUGGAUUCUAGGUCCUGCGGACAACAUGUUGAACUCCUGCUGUCAAGUUGGUUUUGACGUUUCUUCGUCCGAGGAACUUCGAAGACAGCACGAAAAGCUGGAACUUCAAUGUCGGGAAACUUACGGACGAUACGCGGAAUUGCUUCAUAAAAUCGACAGUCUUCCUAAGAACAGACUACCUGAGGAUUUGAAAUCUCAAAGAGAUUUCAUGGAUUUCGUUUGCCGCAGUUUCGCUUCGCGACUCGAAAGACGUAGAAACGUACUAAUCACUUCGCAGAGAUUUUUCAGACUGGUUUCGGAGUAUUUCGACAAAACGAGCGAAGUAUUCGAACACUUAGUUAUGGGCAGCAGAAACUACAAUUUCUCUCAGGCGAGCGUGAAACUUCUGACGUUAGAAAAGAGUCAAGCAGUUCUAGACAAUUUAGAGCGCGAACUCGUAAAAGAGGGUGAAAAAUUAUCGGACAUUCUCUCGAUGCCCGUGAAAGACGCGCUCGGUCGAGAAGUUCGUGUGAAUUACGACGAGGAUAUAAUCAAUGUGAAAGACAUACUAGACGCGACAAACGCAAGGAAAAACAUAUUCAACGACAGCGUGGAAUUGCAAAAGCUCUCGUUAAAACAAAUAGCUCUGAUACACAUGUACGAGAGCGAUGCCGAGCAGGCUGUCAAGUGGAUAAAUGAUUUGUUCAACGUUCUUCUUCAAAAUCACAUGGAAGUUGGAUGCAACGCAAAAGAAAUACAAUCGCAAAAGGAAGAGCAUCAGUCCCUUCAGGAAACUGCAAAGGGAACUUAUGAGUAUGGCGGCCAGUUGGUGAACGGCGCGCGCGUACUGAGAUUGUCUUGCAGAAUACCUUUGGAGAUCAACGCCAGUCUCUUCUCGAAGUUGCGGCAAGCUUGGCGGCAAUUUCGAUCCGUUAGUCAGGAACAAUUGACCAGAUUGCGAGUAUGCGCUGUCUUUCACAGAAACGUCGAAGAUCACUGCGUCAGAUUACAAAAUCUGAUGGAAGCGGUAACGAGUCUGCAUCGUGUUGCGAAAGACGAAGACACGGCGGCGAAAUCACGCGUCAGAACGGGCAUAAGAGACGUUCUUGAUAACCGAGAGAAGCUCCUACUGGAGGUUGGUCGAAUGGUGAGACUGGGUCGUCUGCUUAAAACAAGAUUGAAAGAGCCUCUUUAUCAACCAGACGGUGUCAGUCCAUGGCCGACUCUCGUCGAGAUAGCUCCUGCAAAUCUAGAACCGACGCACAAUGACCGAAGCCGCGUCGAUUCUCGGCAGUAACUUGACAGCGGUGGAUGCUAUCUCGGCGAAAUUAGCGGAAGUCGCGCGUCUCGCGGAAAAACUGGAUGCGAGACUAUGCGAGGCUGGAG